GCAACCCUGUAUGUGGCUGAAAGAAGGCCCAGACUUUGUCAGAGAUUUUAAUCAUUAAAAAGCAGCUCCUCAGGCGUGCAUAUUCUUUUGCACAAAAGUUAAUUUAAAGCACAUGAAUAGUCUCAAUGAACUGAGUUGGACUGUUUGUGUUCAUCAAGUUUUGUGUCUGCACAGGAUUGGCACUGCUGCACUGGCCAUUCAGGUGGUUGGGAGUAACUGGCCUAAACCACAUUACACCUUGCUGAUUACUGGCCUCUGCAGAUUUCAAAUCUUGCAACUGCUGAAAGAAAAACCAUAUCCCAUUGCUGAGGUUGAACAGUUGGACCGACUUGAACAAUUUACCAACCAGACUAAGUCCGAGGAGGAAUUGGGAGAGCUAUCAGAACAGUUCUACAAAUAUGCAGUACAGCUGGUUGAAAUGUUGGAUAUGUCUGUCCCUGCAGUUGCUAAGCUGAGACGUCUUUUAGACAAUCUACCUAGAGAAGCUUUACCAGAUGUUCUGACUUCGAUCAUCCGCACAACCAACCAAGAAAAGCUUCAGAUUUUAGAUGCUGUUAGCCUGGAGGAGCGAUUUAAGAUGACUAUACCACUGCUUGUUAGGCAGAUUGAAGGCCUGAAGCUUCUUCAAAAAACCAGAAAACACAAACAGGAUGAUGAUAAAAGGGUUGUAGCUAUUCGUCCUACUCGGCGGAUCAAUCACAUUCCAGGCACUGCAGAAGAUGAAGAGGAGGAUGAAGAUCAUGAUGACAUUGUCAUGUUAGAAAAGAAAAUUAAAACAUCCAGUAUGCCAGAGCAAGCUCUUAAAGUUUGCGUAAAAGAAAUGAAAAGAUUAAAGAAAAUGCCUCAAUCAAUGCCAGAAUAUGCCUUGACCAGAAAUUAUUUGGAAUUAAUGGUGGAACUUCCAUGGAACAAAAGCACAAAAGAUCGUCUGGAUAUUCGUGCAGCCAGAAUUCUUUUGGACAAUGACCAUUAUGCCAUGGAGAAGUUGAAGAAGAGAGUUUUGGAGUAUUUAGCUGUCAGACAACUUAAAAACAACCUAAAGGGACCCAUCCUUUGUUUUGUGGGUCCCCCUGGAGUUGGUAAAACUAGUGUGGGAAGAUCUGUUGCAAAAACUCUGGGCCGAGAGUUCCAUCGGAUUGCCUUAGGAGGAGUAUGUGAUCAGUCUGACAUUCGAGGUCACAGGCGCACUUAUGUUGGCAGUAUGCCUGGUCGAAUAAUCAAUGGCUUGAAGACUGUUGGGGUUAACAAUCCAGUGUUUCUGUUAGAUGAGGUUGAUAAACUGGGGAAGAGCCUUCAGGGAGAUCCUGCAGCUGCUUUGCUUGAGGUCUUGGAUCCAGAACAAAAUCAUAGCUUCACCGAUCACUACUUAAAUGUAGCCUUCGACCUAUCCCAAGUCCUUUUUAUAGCCACAGCCAACACUACUGCUACUAUCCCACCAGCUCUGUUGGACAGAAUGGAGGUCAUUCAGGUUCCAGGAUAUACACAAGAAGAGAAGAUAGAAAUUGCACAUAGACACCUGAUCCCUAAACAGUUAGAACAACAUGGAUUGACUCCUCAGCAGAUUCAGAUUCCACAAGUGACUACUCUGGACAUCAUCACCAGAUACACUAGAGAGGCUGGAGUCCGCUCUUUGGAUCGGAAAUUUGGCGCCAUUUGCAGAGCAGUGGCUGUGAAAGUGGCAGAAGGACAGCACAAGGAGACAAAGCCAGAUCGCUCUGAAGUGACUGAAGAAGACUGUAGAGAGCAUGUUGCAGAAGAUGCAAAAACUGAAUCCAUCAGUGACACACCUGACCUGGCUCUGCCACCUGAAAUGCCUAUAUUAAUUGAUUUUCAUGCCUUAAAAGAUAUCCUCGGGCCACCUAUGUAUGAAAUGGAGGUAUCUGAACGUUUGAAUCAGGCAGGAGUAGCCAUAGGCUUGGCUUGGACUCCUUUAGGAGGUGAGAUCAUGUUUGUAGAAGCCAGCCAAAUGGACGGAGAAGGUCAGCUUACUCUAACUGGACAGCUGGGGGAUGUCAUGAAAGAGUCAGCACAUCUUGCAAUUAGCUGGCUGCGUAGUAAUGCAAAGAAAUACCAGCUAACUAAUGCUUCUGGAAGUUUUGAUCUCCUUGACAACACCGACAUCCAUCUGCACUUCCCAGCUGGAGCCGUCACAAAAGAUGGACCAUCUGCUGGAGUUACCAUAGUAACUUGUCUUGCCUCACUUUUCAGUGGGCGGCUAGUGCGUUCAGAUGUAGCAAUGACUGGAGAAAUUACACUAAGAGGUCUUGUUCUUCCAGUUGGGGGAAUUAAGGACAAAGUCCUAGCAGCCCAUAGAGCCGGAUUGAAGAGAAUUAUCAUUCCUCAAAGAAAUGAGAAAGACCUUGAAGAGAUUGCAAUGAAUGUGCGGCAGAAUUUGAGUUUUGUUAUGGCAAGCUGCCUGGAUGAAGUUCUGAAUGCAGCUUUCGAUGGGGGAUUUUCAAUCAAGACUGGACUUGAGCGGUUGAAUAGUAAACUUUAAGCAGCUGAACAUGUGUUAAAGGUUGAUGUACAGGAUCUCAUACAACUGUCAGAUGGUAAAAAUGUGAUCUAUACAAAACAAAGAGGGCAAGUAAUUGGGGCCUCACAUUGUGCUAUGCCACCCAUUAGAAGUUAAGGCCUGAACCUCAGUGCAUUUUGGUGUAUUUAAAGUUGCAGGUGUACUUUAUUACAAAUAGUUUACCAAAACAAGUUAUACAUGUGCUAGUUUUCAGCAGCAUGUGCAGGCAGUAGUGGAGGAGAGCACACAAGUGCUUGCACUUUUGAAACUCAAGUUUUCUGUUUAAUGAGCAUUCCAGUGUUUAGGUAAGAGAUGUGUUUAAGUUAACCAUAUUAAACUUCAUGGAAUAAAAGUAAA
This is a messenger RNA of Pelodiscus sinensis (Chinese soft-shelled turtle), 2872 nucleotides long. It is a transcript of the gene LONP2, whose product is annotated as lon peptidase 2, peroxisomal. The record is from RefSeq and is a predicted model, not a curated record. NCBI's taxonomy places the organism in Eukaryota, Metazoa, Chordata, Testudines, Trionychidae. Gene Ontology annotation, molecular function: ATP binding; ATP hydrolysis activity; ATP-dependent peptidase activity. Gene Ontology annotation, biological process: protein quality control for misfolded or incompletely synthesized proteins; protein catabolic process.